Molecule: messenger RNA, 336 nt
Organism: Cordyceps fumosorosea ARSEF 2679
Lineage: Eukaryota; Fungi; Ascomycota; Sordariomycetes; Hypocreales; Cordycipitaceae
Exons: 2
Coding region: 1-336 (111 amino acids)
Source: RefSeq, a predicted model, not a curated record
AUGUCCACCUUUGCCCAGUUCACCAAAUGGCUGCGCAAGAAGCAGAUCCAGAUUGAAGUCACCUUUGCCGUCUACAUGUUUACGCCCUGGGAGAAGUUUGCCUUUUACUCCAUCGUCUUCCUCCUCUUCAGCCUCACCUUCAUCGCCGCCAUCCUCUACCUCCCCCACCACGUCACCGUCCUCGCCGGCCGCGUCUGGUACUACAUCAACGGCGAGAGCAUCGACGUCGCUGCCUCGGCGCGCGAGGCCGUCCGCGAGGUCCUGACGUCGGGAGUGCUCGACGCCACCAUGCCCAUCAUCCCCGCCGCCACGCCGCUCGUCAAGGCGGAGCUGUGA